Messenger RNA from Priapulus caudatus, 935 nucleotides. RefSeq names its product histone H1-delta-like. Gene Ontology annotation, biological process: negative regulation of DNA recombination; chromosome condensation; nucleosome assembly. NCBI's taxonomy places the organism in Eukaryota, Metazoa, Priapulida, Priapulimorpha, Priapulimorphida, Priapulidae. Gene Ontology annotation, molecular function: double-stranded DNA binding; structural constituent of chromatin; nucleosomal DNA binding. Bases 63 to 692 code for a protein of 209 amino acids. The transcript has a single exon. Gene Ontology annotation, cellular component: nucleus; nucleosome. The record is from RefSeq and is a predicted model, not a curated record.
AGUACAAUUCGGUUAGCAAGGUGUAGUUGCUGUAGUUCGGUUUGUUAUACAAUACAGUGAAGAUGGCAGACACAGGAGAAACAGCGGCAGCAGUUGCACAAUCGCCAAAGAAGAAGGCUGUGGCUAAAACAAAGAAGGCGAAGGCACCGGCAAGUCACCCGAAGUAUUCCGAGAUGGUGCAAUCAGCCAUCACUAGUCUGAAGGAAAGAGGAGGCUCCUCUCGCCAGGCGAUUAUGAAGUACAUCAAGGCGCAUUACAAGGUUGGAAACGAUGACAAGAUCAUCAAUGCUCACCUGAAGAUGUGCUUGAAGCGAGGAGUAACUAGUGGUCAACUGAAGCAAGUCAAGGGCACAGGGGCUUCUGGAAGUUUCCGUCUUGGAGAGCAGACCGCUGAGAAGACGCCGAAGACUAAAGCGAAACCUGCAGCGAAGAAAGCAGCAGCAAAGCCGAGGAAGCCUGCAGUUAUAUCAAAGAAAACUACGGAGAAGCCUAAAGCUAAAACAGCAGCAGCAAAAAAACCGAAGACGGCCAAGAAACCUAUUCAGGCUAUUGCAAAAAAGGCAGCAAAAUCAACAAAGAAAUCUCCUGCAAAGAAAGCUGCUAAGCCAAAGACGGUAAAGAAAGCAGCCACUAAGAAGACACCAAAGAAGGCGAAACCAGCAAAGAAAUCUCCCAAGAAGGCAGCGAAGUAAUCUUCUAGCUAGUGAUCUGUAUCGAGAAGAGUUUUGUAAUGUAAAUAUUAUUGUAAAUAUAGUUGGUGUAGCAUCAUUACUUUUAACGAUCAAUCAUUUAUUGUAAAAUCGGAUUUUCCCUUAGUUUUCGCAACACUAAACGUAUUUUUGAACUCUGCGUUUUUUUAUCGAUCUUCGUACACCGUGUUGGCUAUAUGAAAUCUUUGUUUAUUCACAGCAAUAAAUUUUUAUUGUAUCGUAUAA